CGCGCCGCUGCUGUUUGCGCGCUCCCGUUACCGCGUCCGCCAUUUUAACUCAAAUAAACAUGUCAAAAGAGCUUAUUUUGCUCUCCUAACCCAGGACUUCAGAUCUGGAAUUAUCUCUGUGUGUGUGUGUGUGUGUGUGAGUGUGUGUAUGUGUGUGUGAGUGUGUGUGUGUGGAGGACAGGUGUGAUUAUUAAACGUGAGACCAUCCGAGCUGCUGAAUCGGACAGCUUUACACGGACUGCUGAGGCAUUAAAGGUGUGUGCUGUGAUGUAACGUGAUAAACUUUAUAAAGCCGGUCAGGUCGUCUGACUCCACGGUGUUGGACACUGAUGAGUGUGUGUUGGACUCUGUGCUUUAUCUAAAGAAAAACACACACACACACACACACACACACUGACUGAAGUCCCGGUGCGAGGCCGCAGUCAUGUUCUGGAAGUUUGACCUCCACACGGCGUCUCAGGUGGAGAAGCUGCUGGAGAAGGAAGACGUGACGCUGAAGGAGCUGCUGGAUGAAGACGACGUGCUGCAGGAGUGUAAGGCUCAGAACCAGCGCCUCCUCCUCUUCCUCACUCAGGACAGCAGCUUACAGGAGCUCAUCAGCCUCAUCACACACGAGCCCCCUAGUGACCGCGAGGAGAAACUGCGCUACAAGUACGCCAACACGGCGUGUGAGCUGCUCACGUGUGACGUUUCGGUCAUUAACGAUAAAGUGGGCGGAGACGACUCUCUCCUGAACACGCUUUACAGCUUCCUGGAGCAAGAUCCGCCUCUUAACCCGCUCCUCGCCUCCUUCUUCAGCAAAACCUUCGGCAAUCUGAUCAGCCGGAAAACUGAGCAGACGAUCAGUUUCCUGAGGAAGAAGGAGGGAUUUAUAGCGUUGGUGUUGAAGCACAUGGACGCGUCGGCCAUGAUGGACCUCCUGCUGCGUCUUAUCAGCUGCGUGGAACCGGUUCAGCUCCGACACGACGUCCUCACCUGGCUGGAUGAAGAGAAGUUAAUCCAGAGACUGACUGAGUUAAUUCAACCUCACACUGAUAACGAGAGGCAGUCAAAUGCGUCUCAGGCUCUGUGUGACAUCAUCCGCAUGGGUCGUGAUCAGGCCGGACUGCAGGAGCUGUCAGAUCCCGACCCCCUGCUCACCACACUGGAGCUACAGCAGAGUGUGGAAUCUCUGUUGAAGAACAUGUUUGAGGGAGAGAAGAGUGAAGUCUGCAUCGUUAACGGGACUCAGGUUUUACUUGCUUUAUUGGAGACUCGCAAAUCAGGGGUGGAGCUGAUAGAUCCGGGAGCUCAGGCUCUGGAUCAGUCGUAUUCUGUAAACAACAGCAUCUUACUGGGCAUCGAGCCGCAUCUGAAGCACUACCGCCAUCUGCUGCUCGAACCACCUAAGAAGUGCAGCAUGUUGACGACUCUCGGGGUUCUGGAGGAGCCGUUCGGGAACGCUCGACUUCACGCCUGCAGGCUGAUGGCCGCUCUGCUCUACACCCGCGCUCCCAGAAUGCACCAGGAGCUCUGCCGACUCGACAUGAUCAACCUGCUCCUGGAUCUGUUUUUCAAAUUCACCUGGAACAAUUUCCUCCAUGUUCAAGUGGAGCAGUGUGUGUCGGCCAUCCUCAAUCAGACGGCACCGGACGGGUCGGUGGAGGACAGUCCAGAGCCGAAACGACCCGAACACACACACACGGACACGGCACACACUCCUCACGGAGACGCAGCGAUGUUCUCACACCAAGAUCUAAUCACGCAUCUGUUUCAGACCUGCAGAUUGGUACAGCGGAUUCUCGACGCUUGGGAGGAGAACGACAGAACACAGUCCGAGGGUGGCAUGAGGAGGGGCUAUAUGGGGCAUCUGACCCGAAUAGCGAAUGCGGUGGUACAGAGUGUGGAGAAAGGAGCUGCACAGGGUCACAUCACACAGCUUAUAAACGGUCUGCCCGGGGAUUACGGAGGACGUUGGCAGAAAUUUGUGGACGAAACGUUAGCAGAGACUAACAAGAAAAACGCAGUGGAUCUGGUCUUUUCUGAUUACCAGAUCCAGCAGAUGACAGCCAACUUUGUUGACCAGUUUGGAUUCAAUGAUGAUGAGUUUGGAGAACACGAUGACGGCAUCAAUGCAGCGUUUAAUCGCAUCGGAGGAAUCAAGUGUAAUCUGGUGGAUGAAGGCCCGAGCGCAGGAGCGUUUCAGGCCUGCACUAAGGGGAAAAUCCGUCCGUUUGAUGAUGCGGAUGAGGAGGAGGACAUCUGGGAGGACAAAGAAAUCAACUAUGCAACACAAGUAAAAUCUAGAACCAGGUUCGGCGUGACGUCGACCCUGAAGAGCGACGUGGAGGGCGGGGCUCUGAGGCGUUUGGGGUCACCUGAUCUGGAGUGUUUUCCGGACUGCAAACAGAUUCUGGACAACAGCAGGAGCGAAGACGCAGACAAGGACAGCAGCCUUCCACAGAGUCCAGGUUGGGUGGCGAGUUUUGAGGAUGAUUUUAACUUUAAGGCAGACUUUGCGGGCGUGGCCAUCGACAGCGGAUCAGGAGUGUGGGGCAGCACCACGGCGCCGCUAAACGACAGCGAGGAUAAAGGCUGGGCCACGUUUACCGACUUCCAACCUUUCUGCUGCUCAGACUCCGGAGCUCGCUGCAGCUCUCCUGUCGACUCGGAGAACUCGGAAAAACAGAACCAAGAUCAAGACGUGAGAGGCUCGGCGGCGUGUGUGUGGAGUGUGUGUGGAGCGAGGAAAGCUCCUCUGGUGGCGUCGGACAGCAGCUCCAGCGGCUCGGACAGCGAGGAUGAGGAGGAGAGGAGUGACGCCGCCGGCAACAAGGAGAACGCUCCUGUCACUACAGACGGCAAAAACGAGAAAACACUCUUCAGCCGCGAUGCGGAUGCUAAAUCGUCGGGUGUCGUGGCCGAACCUCCUCCAGCGUCGGAGCAGAAAACGGACUGAAGGGAAAACUCGAGCGUUAAUGGUCCAGUGAAAACGCUCUCGGAGUCUCCUACCAGUGUUUGUGACAUCAUCACUGCCCCGCCCACAACAACAACAACAACAACAACAACAACAACAACAACAACAACAACAUUCGUUUCCAUUGAGCGUGUGAAAGUUAUAAUUCAGGAUGGAAAGACACCGCAGUGUUUCUUCUCUUUCUCAUGAAUGCAGCUGUGAUUAGUAGAGAAGCAGGCUGUGGCACUGAGGUGUAAUAAUGCGGAUUACAGCAGUUAUAAAUGUACAUAAACAUAAGUACAGCUGAAAUCUACAGUUAGCGUGGCUUUAUCUUACGGCUACGUACGCUGGCUCUUUAUAACACAUUAACACACAUUGCAUUACCUCCAUGAAGCAUAAAGCAACACUGCAGUCUCUAUGACAAGCUUAUGACGUGUCAUAAGAGUGACAUUAGAGUUUAUAGUUACAGUCCACUCAAAACUGUUGUACGUGUCAUUUUUAUACUUAUUUUGCAAGUUAUGAGCACAUUUAUGAAGCUUUAGGUCAUUUUUCUAUAAAUCUAUCCUCGUCGUUUCUAUUGGUUCAGCCGAGGUACGGAACCGUGCGAAGGAAGUUCUGUGAAGAGACGAUUACAGAGAACGAGGAGGGCCUUAAAAUGUGAAGAGUAAACAGUAACGCGGAGAAUUUUUUAAAACGCUUAGAUGAUAAUAAAUGACAAUUACGUAAUUAUUUAGGAACAAAGAGUGUAAAUUUGGAAACAAAUCAAAAUGAUAAUUAACUAAUUAAAAAAAAUCAUAUUGAAACUUUGUGUUUGAUUUUUGACUUUUUAUUUUUCAAUUAUUCUUUUUACUUAUUUUACUUUCAUAUUUAUUUUGCAUUAUUCUUAAAUUUUUAAUGUGUGCACUAACCAUAGAAAAAAAAUUGGCCCUGAUUAUGAUUUAACGAUUUAAUGAUUUUCUUUCCUUCGUAACAAAUUAUGAUUUGUAUUUUUUUUUUUCCUGAUUCAGUUUCUUUUCUUUUCAAAUUCAUGGCCCUCUUCGUCCUCCAUAGAGGUAGAAUAAGUAAAUAAAUAACUAAAUAAAUUUCAAUGAAUUUGUUAAUAAAUUAAUAAAUAGAUAAAUAAAUAAAUAAAUAAAUAGAUAAGUUAAUUAAAUAAUAAAACUAUUUUAAAUAAAUGUAGUGUCUAAAAAAGAAAAGUGUUUAGGAAUAACUAUAAUUAUAGCAAUAAUUUGAAAUUAUAAUUAUCAAAAAUACUUUUUUUUCUCUAAUGUUUCAUCUACAAGCUUAGAAGAUGUAUAACCUUUAAGGGUUCUCCUGUAGUCCCUCUGAGAGAACCCUUAAAGGUUCUGUGUAGAACCCUACAACAAAGUGUUUCAUUUGAAGAGCAUCAAACUUCCAUUUCCAUAAAUGAAAGAAAUUAAUAUAAAUUUAAAUCAUAAAAAAUUAAAUAAAUACACUUUCAGUGAAGUAAGAUGACUGUGGAUGCUUUAUAGAGCAGUUAUAAGACUUUAUGAAUGUGCAUUAAUAAAGACAAAGUAAUAACUUGCAAGAUAAGAAUAAAAAUGUAAAUAAAAAUCACUCGUAAUAAAAACUACGGUUCUUUUCUGUCAGUCAUGCGUUCGAAAUAAAACACAUGCAGUGCUUAUGAACGUGUUAUGAAGAUCCAAUGUAGGUAGCCUUUAAAUAAAUGAAUGUGCAAUAAGGUCUUAUUGUGUAGCUGUGUUAAUUAUUCCUGUGUGUGUGUGUGUGUGUGUGUGUGUGUGUGUGUAUUGUGUCAUUGGGCCUCUGUGAUUACUUUUAAUUUUGAUUUAUUUUCUAUCCAAGUCUCUGUCUUUCUCAGACCGCUGCGUCAUAAGCCUGACAUAACCACGCCAUAAGCGCAUCGUAGAACAUGUCCUAGUUUACAUACAGUGACGUAACUGAACUGAGAGCAUGCCCGUCUCUCAUUGGCUGGAAAGUGUCAUGUGAUGUGUGUGUGUGUGUGUGGGUGGG
Molecule: messenger RNA, 4927 nt
Organism: Pangasianodon hypophthalmus (striped catfish)
Lineage: Eukaryota; Metazoa; Chordata; Actinopteri; Siluriformes; Pangasiidae
Gene: ppp6r2b
Product: protein phosphatase 6, regulatory subunit 2b
Exons: 24
Coding region: 425-2938 (837 amino acids)
Cellular component (GO): cytosol; nucleus
Molecular function (GO): protein phosphatase binding; protein phosphatase regulator activity
Source: RefSeq, a predicted model, not a curated record